This is a messenger RNA of Pediculus humanus corporis (human body louse), 411 nucleotides long. Its product is annotated as Small nuclear ribonucleoprotein SM D3, putative. Gene Ontology annotation, cellular component: U4 snRNP; pICln-Sm protein complex; U12-type spliceosomal complex. The transcript has 2 exons. Lineage: Eukaryota; Metazoa; Arthropoda; Insecta; Psocodea; Pediculidae. Gene Ontology annotation, molecular function: RNA binding. The coding region runs from base 1 to 411 and encodes 136 amino acids. Gene Ontology annotation, biological process: spliceosomal snRNP assembly; RNA processing. The record is from RefSeq and is a predicted model, not a curated record.
AUGUCGAUAGGGGUACCAAUUAAGGUACUUCAUGAAGCUGAAGGCCACAUAGUUACUUGUGAAACGAUUACCGGGGAAGUUUAUAGAGGGAAACUCAUAGAAGCCGAAGAUAAUAUGAACUGUCAAAUGGUUACUUGUUCGGUGACCUAUAGAGAUGGUAAAGUGUCUCAGUUAGAAAAUGUUUAUAUUAGGGGAUCCAAAAUUAGGUUUUUGAUAUUACCAGACAUGUUAAAAAAUGCACCUAUGUUUAAAAGAGUUCAAAAAGGUUCUGGAGGAGCCGGUCGAGGAAAGUCUGCUAUAUUGCGCGCCCAGGCUGCAAGAGGGAGAGGAAGAGGUGCAGGAGCUACACCUAGUCAAAGAGGAGGGCGUACAUGGGUUGGAACUGGAACAGGAACUCAAAGGAAAACUUGA